GCUUUUUUAUGACGUAUUUUCAUCGUCUUGACGUCUGUGCUUUACACCGUGACUAAAGUGAAGCGAAGACUUUAAAAUGUAAAUUGCAAGAGCUUUAUCGGAACAAAAUGCGGAAUUUGUAUUUGUUAGUUAUUGUUAAAGCAAAAAUUUUAUACCUUACAAUGAGAUAUUGUGCGACUUUUUCUCUAUUUCUUUCUAUUUUAUGUUGUUCAUGUUGGACAAAACAUCAUAUUCCAUAUAAAGGAAUUCAGUUCUCUAUCUGACGCAUGGAAAUCAGCAGGAAAUCUCGUAACAUGCGCGAGCGCUAAAUGUUUUGAUUUGCUAAAUUAGGAAUUUGAUUCCUGCUGUGCGUAAUGGUCUGCCCGCUUUCUCAAAUAGGCUUAAAAUAAUCAUUAAAUGUUCUCAAUUUCAAGCAACAGAGAGAAUCUUGUGAAAUGGGUUGACCUGUAGUAAAGUAAGGUCGACGAAUGGAUUGUGACGACUGCUGUUGAGUUUUCUUGGUUAAAUAUGGAUGCGAUAGGAGGUUCGCCUCAACGACUACCCAGUAGAAGACCUAAAACAUCAACUGCUGUUUCGUCUGUGCGUCCUAAGCGAGCUCUGCUUUGCUUAGAAUUGCACCAUCCAAUACGGCGUUAUGCUAUUAAUAUCGUGGAAUGGAAACCCUUUGAUAUUCUCAUCUUGAUAACAAUAUUUGCUAAUUGUGCGGCAUUAGCUGCCUACGAACCAUUACCUAAGGAAGACAGCAGUACAGUGAACGAGAAUUUGGAGAAGGCUGAAUACUUCUUUGUCACAAUAUUCACCAUUGAAUCGAUAUUGAAAAUUCUUGCCUACGGUUUUUUCUUUCAUCCCGGUGCAUACCUACGAAACACAUGGAAUAUUUUAGAUUUCGUUAUUGUUAUCAUAGGUUUGAUGACGAUAGCGUUGGGUGGGACCUGGGGCAACGUGAAAGCUUUGAGAGCAUUUCGUGUUUUGAGACCUUUGCGUCUUGUGUCUGGCGUACCAAGUUUGCAGGUUGUUCUCAAUUCUAUCCUCAAGGCAAUGCUACCGCUUUUUCAUAUUGCGUUGCUUGUUGUUUUUGUCGUAAUCAUGUACGCCAUUAUUGGACUGGAACUGUUUCUUGGAAAGAUGCACAAGACUUGUUACGACAACGCGACAAUGUCAAUCACCUCGGAGGAUCCAGUCCCUUGUACCACAACAGGUGGAGGUCACUAUUGUAGUUCUCGAGAAGUAUGUCGUGGGCCUUGGGAUGGACCUAAUAACGGCAUCACGAAUUUCGAUAAUAUUGGUUUGGCUUGUCUUACAGUGUUUCAGUGUGUCACAUUGGAAGGUUGGACUGAUGUCAUGUAUAAUAUAAACAAUGUAACGAGCAGUUCUUGGCCAUGGUUGUAUUUUAUAACGCUCAUUAUUCUGGGGUCGUUUUUUGUGCUCAAUCUCAUAUUGGGCGUUUUAAGCGGGGAAUUUGCAAAAGAAAAAGAACGCGCACAAAAAAGUGGCGAGUUUCAGAAAUUUCGUGAAAGGCAAAUGUUGGAAGAAGCUUUACAUGGUUAUGUGGAGUGGAUCAAUGAAGCGGAAGAUCUAGCUGAUGAUGAAGAGAGUGAUAAAGAAGCUCGUGGAAGUCACAUGACGCUGUCCAGGUCUCCUCGAGGCUCGCAGUCACGUAGUGAUGACCUGAAUGAUGAAACACAGUUAGAACCGCGAGAACUGUCGUGGUUCGAGAGAAAAAGAAAAUAUUUUAAAAAUCAUCACAAACGUUUUCGUCGGCGUUGUCGUGAGUUCGUCAAGUCUCGCGCUUUUUAUUGGACUGUUAUCGCUGUUGUGUUUCUAAACUCUUUUUGUCUGGCGAUGGAACACUAUAAACAGCCUGAGUAUUUCACGCUGUUCUUGGACCGUGCCAACAAAAUCUUUUUAGCACUCUUUACGUUAGAAAUGUUUCUUAAAAUAUAUUGUCUCGGGCGUUCUGCAUAUUUUGGAUCACUCUUCAACAGAUUUGAUUGUAUGGUUGUUUUAGGAAGCCUAUUGGAGCUCGCCAUUACCGAGAUUACUGGAAUGCCUCCGAUAGGAAUUAGCGUGUUUCGUUGUGUUAGAUUGCUGAGGAUUUUUAAAGUCACGAAACAUUGGACAUCUCUGAGCAAUCUCGUCGCGUCUUUAUUAAACAGUGUAAGAUCCAUCGCUGGUCUUUUGUUGCUUCUUGGUUUGUUUAUGGUUAUUUUCUCUCUUCUUGGAAUGCAAACAUUUGGUGGAAAGUUUCAUUUUGAUGAUGCAGCAACACCUCGAAGUAAUUUUGACGCGUUUUGGACGGCUAUUUUGACCGUUUUUCAAAUUUUGACUGGCGAAGAUUGGAAUGCCGUCAUGUAUGACGGGAUACGUGCCUACGGCGGUAUUCGCAAUCCAAGGCUGCCAUACCGAUCAUAUUUCAUUGUACUCGUUAUUGUUGGAAAUUAUAUACUUCUGAAUGUUUUCCUCGCGAUUGCGGUGGAUAACCUUGCAGAUGCAGAAAAUCUUACACGCAUUGAGCAUGAGCACGAGAGAGUUCGCAAGGAAAAGAAGAAAAAGAAGUUGUUACGAAGAAUAAUUGCUCAAACAUCUCAUUCUUCUAUUUCUGAAUCAUAUGGAAACAGUGUAAAACGUGCAAGCUCGUUGGAGAAUAAGUUCAAUGGUUUAGCACGACCUGACCAAGAUCAUGUUUCCGGUUCAAAUGAGGUCAAAAGGAAUUCGUCGACUGUCCAACGAAUGGUACCAAAACGUGAUAGUUUUGUGGCAGAUAAGAUUGAUCCAAUGCCACAAGAGAGUUCUUUGUUUAUCUUUAGCAGCAGUAAUCGGUUUCGAGUCACAUGUUUUAAUUUCGUCACGUAUUCAUACACAGUGAACUUUAUCCUUGCGUGUAUUUUGGUCAGUAGUGCUUUGUUGGCUGCUGAAGAUCCUGUCCGCGUAAACUCGCAAAGAAACGAAGUUUUGAAAUAUUUUGAUUACUUUUUUACUGUCGUCUUUACAUUGGAAAUAACAUUUAAGGUCAUAUCUUAUGGUUUUAUUCUUCAUCGCGGAUCGUUUUGUCGUAGUAGUUUCAAUCUUCUCGAUAUGUUAGUUGUUGCUGUAUCAAUACUAGCGAUUGUUUUAAGUUCAGCUCAGUUUUCUGUCGUCAAAAUACUCAGAGUUUUGCGAGUCCUUCGGCCACUUCGUGCUAUCAACAGAGCGAAAGGAUUAAAACAUGUUGUUCAGUGCAUGUUUAUGGCGGUGAGAUCAAUAGGAAAUAUCAUGUUGGUAACGGUGCUUUUUCAAUUUCUUUUUGCCGUCAUCGGGGUUCAACUUUUCAAGGGCACAUUUUAUUACUGCACAGAUCAGUCAAAACGUACUGAAGAGGAAUGCAUGGGAAAAUUUGUUAAAGAUGGCAAUGAUAUGGUCGAUCGUGAAUGGAAACGAAACGCUUUCACUUUCGAUAACGUUCCUCAAGCCAUGUUGACUUUGUUUGUCGUCAUGACGUUCGAAGGAUGGCCCGGCAUUCUUCAUAAUUCCAUCGACUCCACAUCACCCGGUUUCGGACCUGUUCUAAACAAUCGCCCAUUGGCUGGAAUAUAUUACGUCAUUUAUAUAGUCGUGAUAGCGUUUUUUAUGGUAAAUAUUUUUGUUGGCUUUGUCAUCGUAACAUUUCAACAAGAAGGCGAAGAGGAAUUCAAAGGUUGUGAACUUGACAAAAAUCAGCGAAAGUGUAUCGAGUUUGUUCUUAAUGCCAAGCCCAUCCGACUGUACAAGCCCAGCGACCGAUUUCAAUUCCAUAUAUGGAUGGUGACGUCACGAGCAUUUGAAUACAUGAUCUUUGCUUUCAUUACGUUAAAUACCAUUGUGCUGGCAAUGCAGCAUUAUAAACAACCUCUUAUCUACACACGUGUUUUGGACGGUUUCAACAUUGGUUUUACAGCUGUCUUUCUACUUGAGUGUAUAUUAAAAAUGAUUGCAUUUGAGCCGAAGAACUACUUUUUGGAUAGUUGGAACGUUUUUGACUUCAUCGUUGUUGUUGGAAGUAUUGUCGAUAUUUUGGUAGCAGAACUGAUGAGCGGUGGAGAAAUGACCUUCAGUCUCAGUUUCUUGCGUUUAUUCCGCGCUUUACGUCUUGUGAAGUUAUUAAACCAAGGUGCGGGAAUUCGUCAACUUCUUUGGACUUUCAUCAAAUCUUUUCAGGCUCUGCCGUACGUUGGUUUGCUUAUCCUAAUGACUUUUUUCAUAUUCGCUGUCGUUGGCAUGCAGUUAUUUGGCAAGAUUAAAUUAGAUGACGAGACAGCUAUAACUGAGCAUAAUAAUUUUCAGACUUUCCCACAAGCCAUUUUGGUUCUUUUUAGAUCAGCGACCGGUGAAAAUUGGCAACAGAUUAUGUUGUCUUGUACCGGUGGAGGAAAAUGCGAUCCUUCAUCAGAUACGAAAGAUCAAGAAUGUGGAACUUUCUUUGCAUAUUUUUAUUUUGUUGCGUUCUACAUGAUUUGUUCCUUUCUGAUCAUAAAUCUUUUCGUAGCAGUCAUUAUGGAUAAUUUCGAUUAUCUUACACGUGAUUGGUCAAUUCUGGGCCCUCAUCAUCUUGACGAGUAUGUCCGAGUUUGGGCCGAGUACGAUACCGAAGCAAAAGGUCGUGUGAAGCAUGUGGAUAUAGUCGCGAUGUUAAAACGGAUUGAGCCACCUCUUGGUUUUGGAGAAUUUUGUCCUCAAAGAGACGCAUGCAGACGUUUGGUUGGCAUGAACAUGCCUUUGAAUCGCGAUGGCACUGUUGAUUUUAAAGGCACUCUGUUUGGUCUGAUAAGAACUGCGUUGAAUAUAAAAAGACCAGAAGGAAAGCUUUCUUUAGACGGUGCAAAUCAACAAUUACGAGGAAUUAUUUUGAGAGUGUGGCCACGCACUAGCAAAGAACUUUUAGACAAGAUUGUUCCGAAAACCGAAGACGAUGAUGGUGUGACAGUGGGAAAGUUUUAUGCCACAUAUCUCAUACAAGAUUAUUUCAGACGAUUUCGAGCAAGAAAGAAAACACCGGGAGCCCGCAAGCAGAGUGUCAUGGCAACACAAGAGGACAAAACUUACCCUCUACAGGCUGGUCUGCGCGGUAUUCAAGGCCUGGGUCCGAAAAUACGUGAAGCAAUGUCUGGGAAAAUCGACGACGAAGAACAAUUGGAUGAGAAAGUUAAAAAAUUUUCUAAAAAUGAUCAACAUGCGGAGAAAAACGGUGGAGCUUGGCCCAAAAAAAGAAUGGAAAAUGGCCGACGUUUUUCUGAUGGAGAUCUCAAGGACGAUGAGCGACCUGCAUCACAGCCGGUUCGCACAUCUUCGUUACGUUUAUCUGCUUUGUUUAAGCGUCGAAGCACUGGAUCUGAUAUGACGCACAAAGUUGAGUCAGCUGAAAUUCCUUUAAAGAGAGAACCGAUUAAACCUGCAAAGAAAAUUCCACCACCCCCACAUAACGAUGCGAUGAAUGGCGAUGUACAUACGUUUGGCAACGAAGAAAUUGCAUCGGAUGCAAGCGUUUCCAAACCAGAAGAGCAUGCUAUCUUACCUAUAGAAACUGGCAAUCAUUCUGAUUUGAAACAGAGUGCAAGUCUUCCCGAGGAUGAACUAGUGAGUGACAGACCAUCUCCUUUCCCCUUAAAAGAGCGAAGACGCAGUAAGAGUGAAACCAGAAUCAAUCCAGAUAACAUUGAAGAUCAGAGAGUAUCCUUAAGUCCGGAUGAUCCAAUUAUUCAAGCCGUUCAACGUGAAAUAUCAGAAGCUUUUGACGUCUCCGAUGUGGAACUAAAUAUGAUGGCCGAAGAUUUGCUCACGGAUCUUGCGCACAUUGAAGUGGACGGCGGUCAUGGUCAGCGGUUACCCUCAUCGGCAUCAGUGUACAGCCCGACAAAGUGGCAGGAGACAUACAAGAACUUACCGGAUGAUUACACGGUGACUGACGUCUGAUGUUUAUGUGUCCCACACAUAAUGAUGGGAAACUUUAAUGGAGCGAAGUCAGGCGAAAGUUUUUCAUUCUCCUCACCGUUUAAUGCGAUUUGCAUAAAAUGCGUUCCUUUUUCUGCGCCGCUAGCAGCACAUGCACAUGUUUUGCACGAUUGGUUUAAUGCAAUGUUCAUUGAACUGAGUCAAUUGGACUUUUUUUAUCAUUGUGAAAAAAUUUAUUUUUUAUAAUAAAAGUAUAGUCGAAUGUUA
Xenia sp. Carnegie-2017 is the source of this 6171-nucleotide messenger RNA. Its product is annotated as voltage-dependent L-type calcium channel subunit alpha-1D-like. Lineage: Eukaryota; Metazoa; Cnidaria; Anthozoa; Malacalcyonacea; Xeniidae. Gene Ontology annotation, molecular function: high voltage-gated calcium channel activity. Gene Ontology annotation, cellular component: voltage-gated calcium channel complex; membrane. The record is from RefSeq and is a predicted model, not a curated record. Gene Ontology annotation, biological process: calcium ion import across plasma membrane.